GGCCGCCCGGUCGCCCGUCCGCCUUGCCGGCCGCGGGUAGAUGGAGCGCUGGACAGGGCGGCCGGACCUCACGGACUCGCCAUGGACGAGGAGGGCGUGAUGGAGAGGAGCGAGAAGCCUCGUGGCACACGGACAGCAGACAAGGCUGGCUGGAUCAAGAAGAGCAGUGGGGGCCUCCUGGGUCUCUGGAAAGACCGCUACCUGCUCCUGUGCCAGGCCCAGCUGCUGGUCUAUGAGAAUGAGGACGAGCAGAAGUGUGUGGAGACUGUCGAACUGGGAAGCUAUGACAAGUGCCAAGACCUUCGUGCCCUCCUCAAGAGGAAGCACCGCUUCAUCCUGCUGCGGUCUCCGGGGAACAAGGUCAGUGACAUCAAAUUCCAGGCACCAAGCGGGGAAGAGAAGGAGUCCUGGAUCAAAGCCCUCAACGAGGGGAUCAACCGAGGCAAGAACAAAGCUUUUGACGAGGUAAAGGUGGACAAGAGCUGUGCCCUGGAGCACGUGACGCGGAACCGGGUGCGAGGGGGCCAGCGACGACGGCCCCCAACAAGAAUCCACCUGAAGGAGGUAGCCAGUGCGGCUUCUGAUGGGCUUUUGCGCCUGGAUCUCGACGUUCCUGACAGCGGGCCGCCCGUGUUUGCCCCUGACAACGACAUCAGUGCAGCCCAGCCCCGGGAGUCUCCUCGGGCCCUCAUGCCGCCGGUCAAACCUUCCUCAGUGCCCGAGACUGCCAACCUUGGUGACAGAGUGAAGGAGACGGCCCCAAGCCCCAUCUCAGCCAGCUCUGAGGCCCAUCCUGAGAGUCAGGAGGAUGCAGAGACCCCAGCAGAGGACCAUGUCUCCAAGCAGCUCCCUGAUGUCACCAUCUUGCCUGACAAACUGAAGGUGAGCUGGGAGAACCCCAGCCCUGAGGAAUCCUCUGCUCCCAAGAGUGCAGAACUGCUCCAGGUGGCCGAGACUCCAGAAGCCACCCCCAGGGAGAGUAAGAAGCCCCCUGCCCCCCCACCCAAGAUCCUAUCGGAGAAAAUGCAGGCCUGCUUGAGUGGGGUGGAGGCCUCCGAGCCCUCUGCCCUAGGUCCAGCAGUGGUCUCUGUGAAUGGCGUGGGGGACAGUCCUGAGCCUGCCAAGCCACUCCAGGCCACCUCAGAAAUUGCCCCAGCACUACCCCACCCGGACCUGCCCCUUCAGUUCCCUCCCCGCUGCGCUUCCCUUGGGGACCUGCUUGGGGACCGCCCCCGGCGGCGUCCCCAGCUACCUAAGGAACAAAGGCUGUACCGGGCCCAGCUGGAGGUGAAGGUGGCCUCGGAACAGACAGAGAAAUUGUUGAACCAAGUGCUGGGCAGCGAGCCACCCCCUGUGAGUGCCCAGGCGUUGCUGAGCCAGGCUGUGGAGCAGCUGAGGCAGGCCACCCAAGUCCUGCAGGGUUUUGGAGAGCUGAGCCAGGAAGCCCCCGGACUAACGGAGAAGCGGAAGGAGCUGGUGGCCCUCUACAGGAGAAGCGCACCCUAAGGCCCGCUGAGCCUUGCAUGCGCCCGCUCCUGGCCACCCGCAUCUGUCACUGCCCACCCAACCCUUUUGAGAAAUGUGCUAUAUACUGCUCAGGCCGUCGAAGGGCCUUUGGGCACACCAUCUUGGCCAGGACUUGAAGAGAUUCUUGUUAUCCUUUUUCAUCCUACCCCGGCUGGGUGGUAACAAGGUUAUGUCACCCAGGAUCACUGGUCUGGCUUCCUAUCUGGCCUCUCCUCCAGGUUCUGGGGCUCGGAUGGGAGCACACACUGUACCCCUGUGUGCUCUGUGGUGGUUCCAAACUGCCCCAGGACUUUGGCACAGUGCUUAAGAGUUUCUGAGGUGGCAUCAUCUCUAGUCCUACCCCCUGCAGUUUACAUUCCUGCCUUCCCAGUAGAGCACAGCUGAGCCUGCCUGUGCCCCCUCCCCCCUCCUGGUUCCCCUCAGGGUCCCAGGCAGCCACCUCCAACCAGCUGCUCCACCUAUUCCAAGUAGCGCAGAGGACGUGGAUGCUGGCUGCAGGGUCAUCUGUCAGCUGGGUGAAACCUAGGGCCCAGCUGGAGCGCAGAGACAGGUUGACCAGCAUCUGUGUAAAGAAGCCAUUUGCCUUGUGGCUCGUUUCCUCUGCUGCAGAGCUGCCAAGCCAGGGCACUUCCUGCAGCGCGGCACCCUGUGGUUCGAGGCUCAGAUGAGAGGCUUCCCCGGGGACUCAUCAAAGGGUCUCCUGGUCUAGUCUCUGCUUCUGCACAUUCCUGAAGACAUGAACCCCAGAGUGGAUCUGUGUGUCAACAUCUGGGAAACCUAUACGUAAUUAUCGUCAUGAAUCAACCUUUAGACGCCCACCCCACCCAAGCCUUCUGUGCCUCUCAGUGGGGUUUAUCUGGGGCUCUGAUUCUUCUGUGGUCUGAACAGGUCCAGGGUGCCCCCCACCCCCUUUCAUCAUAUGCUGGAGUCUUAUGACCACAGCCCACCUCUGUCAAGGCAGACCCUCUAGUGGGUUGUUCCUCCUCAACUUCCCCUCGGGAGAUGUGUCUUCCCCUCUCCCAUUCCUGUUCCCAGUCCAUCCCCUCCCCCCUCUGCCAUUACCCCAGGCUGGAGCGCAUCCAGUCUGUAUCCUGCUGCAGCAGCUGGGCUGAGGGUGGAGCCUGGGCUGGCCUCGGGGGGAGGGCCUUCAGACAGGACCUGCCCCGGGAGAUUCUGCAUGUGCACUUUUUGUUUACUGGAAGAGAAGGGCGGUUCACAGCAGCACCCUGGCCUCUGUGCCCACUUACCCUGACCCUCACCACCAUUUGUGCCCGCUGAGGCCUGCCACAGUGCAGGUUGAUGCCUUCAUUACUGUUCUGUCACUUUCUUGCUGAGGGGUUGUGGAAGGGGCCGGGGUUGGGGGGGGCAGUCCCUGCCAUGGCUCGUGAGCCCCCAUUAGCCACUCCAAACCACACUUUUAUGCCAGUCUGCCUUUCCCUCUAUCUCCUCUACAAGAGCAAGAAAUGUCCUCAGGUGCCCAGUCACAUGAUACCCUGCCAUCUUCCCUUGGAAAUAACCUCCCACCAGCAGCCAGGGCUACCUGAACUUUAGGCAAGUCACCUGCUUUCAGGAAUCGGAGCCCCGGUUUCUUUCCUCUGGCAAGCGGCUGGCCGGGCAAGUAGCCUUGGGGCCACUUUAAGUGGCCAGAUGCCACUGAUUCUCAUGCUUCCCCGGGCGGGGUGGGGGAGGGGCUGCACAGAACUGCCACCCCCCAUCUCCAGCAGGGAAGGAGGCGUGCGUCCAGCAGUUCUGGUUAGGAAGCAUCUUUCUUGAACAUUGGCAAUAAAUCUCUUUAUAGAACUUCUCUGCCCCGAGCCUGUUUGUUGGUGUGGGAAUUAACAGGACCGGCCGGCCUCUGGGGGGAGGGGCCGGGGGAGCAAAGGGUAGGUGGCACGUUCUCAGGGGCAUCAUCAACACCCCCAAGUCAGUUCUGGGUCUCCCCUUCCGUAGUCUGGGCUGUAGAACACUUACAAGGGUAAUAUAAGGACCCCAGAACACGCAGACUGACCCUCCGCCUCAUCUCCUGUGAUCUUCCACAUGCUGUUUUCUGUAUCAUUGCAAAGUUAGUCGUCAUCGUGGUCUCCUAAAUACCUCAGUGUGUAUUUUUUAAAAGUAAAUAUAUAUUCUUUCAUGUAAUCAUAAUACAGUUAAUUCGUGUCAGUAAAUUUAAUACUAAGG
Molecule: messenger RNA, 3705 nt
Organism: Jaculus jaculus (lesser Egyptian jerboa)
Lineage: Eukaryota; Metazoa; Chordata; Mammalia; Rodentia; Dipodidae
Gene: Plekho2
Product: pleckstrin homology domain containing O2
Exons: 6
Coding region: 82-1506 (474 amino acids)
Biological process (GO): macrophage apoptotic process
Source: RefSeq, a predicted model, not a curated record